GUACACGGACAGAACCCCCAUCUCUUCGAUACUUCCCCGCUUCCAUUUCUGACUGAACUGGUGAACCCUUUUUCUUGAAGCUCUCGUUACACUCCACCGUCGUUCCGUCACAGAGACCGCCAUAGGAUCUUUCGAUCAUCGACUGGUUCUCUCUCGUCAGGCCUUUUGUAUGGAUUUGGAUUUUUAGGUUUUAUGAUCUUGGAUUUUUGAUUGCUUGGAUUGAGGGGCCGAGAUGUACAACGGAAUAGGGUUACAAACCCCGAGAGGUUCCGGAACAAAUGGGUACAUACAGAGCAACAGGUUCUUAAUCAGGUCAAAGACUGGGAGGGUCUCCGAAACCACCAAGGGAUUUGAGGCAAACCAGGGCACGGCUGGUAUCACCAGGAAGCCGAACAAGGACAUUCUUGAGCAUGAUUGCAAGCGUCAGAUCGAGCUCAAGCUUGUCGUACUCCAGGAUACACUUAUAGAUCAAGGUUACACCGACGCUGAGAUUGCAGAGAAGCUUGAGGAUGCCCGGAGGACUUUGGAAGCCGCCGCAGCCACCUCCCAGGAUGGGCCCACUGCCAUUGCUGUUGCUAACAAUAAGCUUUCAGAGACACAGACCCACCAAAUUGCUGCUAGAAAAGAGAAGCAGCUGGAAACAUUAAGAGCUGCUUUUGGGAUUUCUGCAUCGGAACUCAAGGAACACAGUAUUGAAGGGAAUGAUGAUGCAAGAGAUGGCUGGAAAAAUGUUCGUAGUGACAAUAUCAAGCGUGAACAUGCUUUUCUAGAUAGAGAGCAAAGGUCAAAGAAAAAUAUGGAGGGAGAUCAGAAAGUUGAAAAAGAUGAUAAGAAAAAGGGUGUUAAAGAAUCUGGGCGCCACAAGAAGGAAGAAAGUAAAAAGAGAAGGCAUGAGUCUGAUUCUUCUGAUACAGAUAGCAGUGGGAAACAUGUAAAAGGUCUUCAAGCAAAGCACCAUAGAAGUAAUAGGCGGAGUGAUUGUGAAAUCUCUGUUGAUAAGAAACACAGGGCUUUAAAGAAACACAAGAAAAGCAGGGUGCAUGACAGUGAUGAUUCGGAUUCUGCCACAGAUUCUGGUGAGAAUGUCGAUGUGCGCAAGACUUUAAAGAAUCACAAUAAAAGCAGGGUGCAUGACAGUGAUGAUUCUGAUUCUGAUAGGGAUGUUGGCAAGAAGCACAAGAACAGAAAGCAUGAUAGUGAUGAUUCUGAUUCUGAUUCUGCUACUGAUGAGGAUGGCAUUGGCCAUGAGAGUUCCAAAAAAGGGGCCAAGUACAAGAAGUCAAGUAGGAGGCAUGGUUCUGAUGAUGAUUCUGAUUUUGAUGGAGGCUCAUCCAAGAAGCAAAGUCAGAAGGGGAAUCAGCAAGCACGAACUAGGGGAAGACAUGACUCAGAGGAUGAAACUGAUGAUACCAAUAGUGAAGUAGAAGAGAGAAGAAUUCAACUGGAGAAAGAGAAUGAUCAGCAUAGUCGGGGCCGAUGGAAAGAGGGAGGUGACUCUGAUGUGGAAGAUAUGAAAAAAAGCCGCAAUGGUAGACAUGGGAAAAGAAGCAGAAUGAAUGAUGUGGUUGAUGAAUAUGAUUCUGAAAGAGCAAGAAAACAUAAAAGGGAAAUAACAGAUAAAAGUCUGAGAAGUCGGAGGCAUGACUCUGACAAUGAUGAUUUUGGUACUGGUACAGAUGAGCAAAAAAAGAAGGGUGGAAUUAGGAGGCACAACACUGAUGAGGACUAUGGUGUCAGUUAUGAUCGGAGAAAUGCUAAUAGGACUGCAGGGAAACAUAAAAUAGUCGAAGAGGUAGCAGUUUCUCCACUCAAUGACAUUGAUAAUGAUUUGUACAGGUCAGGGAGAGAUACCAUGGAUAGAUCCAGGUACAGGAGUCAAGAAGUAAUGAAGGGGAAGAGGAGUCCUGAUGAUGGAAAAGAAGAUCCUGAGUCAAAGUUAUCAAAUCGCAAUUAUGUGAAAGAGGCAGAGCACAUUGGGGAGCAAUGGAAGGACUCUAAAAUCAGGUAUGAAUCGAAUACCAAAGCACACUUGAGCAAGGAUGAUCAUAAGAGGGACACAAGGCUUAGAUCUGUGGGACAGCAGGAUAGCGAGGAUGAUGAACCACAACGCAUCAGUAGAAAGGAUGACCGGGAGCAUGAGGAGCUUGGGGGAAGGGGAAGACAAAGCAGAUAUGAAGAGGAGCACAGAGUGAGAAAGCAUAGAAGAGAUGAAGAUUAUGAAUAUAUAAGGCAUGAGAGGGCUAAUGCAGAGCAGCGAGGUGGAAGUAGAAGGCAGGCAAGAGGAGAGGAAGUAGAGCGUGAAAAUAGAAGUCAUGAGAUGGACAGACGUAUGGAUUACUCCAAGAGAGCAAGAUACGAUGAUUUGCGAUCAAACGAGAGAAAAAGGUAUGAUGGCAGACGUGAUGAUGACAGAGCCAGGCGCUGAUAAUAAUACUGCCAUUUAUCUUGGAGUUGCAAUGUGGAUGGGGAGUUGGCAUCCUCCCUUGAAAUCUAUAUACAUGCAUUGCUUGUUAUCUAGAAAGAUCGAAGUUGGGCUGGGCUGGGGUUUCCUUCUUCAACCGAAUUUUGCGGUUUCCUUUGGUGGUUUUCUGAUUUUCAACUUGUUACUGUGCUUGUCACAUAGAAGGUGCCUAAAUAAGCUGUCGCCACAGACAGAGAGAGAUGAAUCCUACGUGCAGAGAGGGUUUACGGUGGAAGAUUCUCUACUCAAAUGUACCAGGCGGAUGGCCAUGCGGAAGUUUUUAACUUGGUAAUAUAGAUCUAAGGGAGUGUUCUUUUCAUCGAAACUUAGUGAUACUCGGUCAUAAUUUCUUACUUUGAACAAGUUUGUAACGGUGUGUUGUUUCAUUGUAAUGAUGAGAAAUGUGAUUUUGCCUCA
Carya illinoinensis is the source of this 2878-nucleotide messenger RNA. RefSeq names its product serine/arginine repetitive matrix protein 2-like. The transcript is spliced from 2 exons. The record is from RefSeq and is a predicted model, not a curated record. NCBI's taxonomy places the organism in Eukaryota, Viridiplantae, Streptophyta, Magnoliopsida, Fagales, Juglandaceae. The coding region runs from base 233 to 2425 and encodes 730 amino acids.